AAAACAAAACAAUUCUUUGUUUGCCUGUAUGGAACGAUGCGGUUGGAUGCGGCGAAAGAGGUGACUUGACAUAAUGGUUUAUCAUCGUUUAUUGUAAUAUCUCUCCCUACUCUGUCCAACUUCGUAUAUAGAUACUUGCGGACGUCAUCAGUAUGCUAUAUUGACGUUGUAUAUCAUUGUGUAUACAUAUAUUGGAUAGUGCAGAAUGUUCUGUUGAAGUUGAACAUUUUAUCACGCUAGUGCACAAAUACAUUUUUAAAUAUGGUGCGGACAGUUACUAUGUAUAAUAUUGUGCUGGUUGUUUGCUCCUUCAUUGGGAUUAUUUAUGGUUUUGCUCUAAAUACUGAGGAAAAGUUGGAGGAUGAUUUUAUUACUCCACAUUACACACAUUAUGAGGAACUCAAACAGUUGUUCAAUUUGUUGGCCGAAAAGUAUCCUAGUUUGGCAAGAGUGUUCUCUAUAGGAAAAUCUGUGGAAGGCAGAGAUUUGUUGGUUCUUGAAAUCUCAGAAAAUGUUAGAGAGCGAAAGCUAGGUGAACCAAUGGUGAAAUAUGUUGCCAAUAUGCAUGGUGAUGAAGCUGUAGGCAGAGAAUUAUUAAUUUAUCUUGGCCAGUAUCUUCUACGCAAUUAUGGAAAAGAUGAAAGAGUUACAAAGUUAGUGAACAAUACCGAUAUCUUCCUUAUGCCAUCUAUGAAUCCUGAUGGUUUUGAAAAAUCAGAAGAAGGAAAAUGCGAGUCAAAAAAAGAUUUUUCAGGACGUGAAAAUGCAAAUCAUAUUGAUUUAAAUAGAGAUUUUCCUGAUCAGUUUGACAAAAGGACCAAUCAACUACAAAAGGGCAGUAGUAUAUUAGAUGGACGUCAAAAUGAAACUAUAUCUAUGAUGACAUGGAUCACUACAGAACCAUUUGUAUUAUCAGGAAAUCUUCAUGGAGGUGCUGUUGUAGCAAGUUAUCCAUAUGAUUCUGGAAUUACAAGAAGUUGCUGCAUUGAAAGUAAAAGUCCAGAUGAUGAACUGUUCAAAUAUUUAGCUCACACAUAUGCAGAUAAUCAUCCACAAAUGCAUGCAGGCAAUGCUUGUCCUUUAGACAUUUUCCGUGAUGGUGUUACAAAUGGAGCAUAUUGGUAUGAAGUUGUCGGAGGAAUGCAAGAUUUUAAUUAUGCUCGCUCUAAUGCAUUUGAGAUAACAUUUGAACUUAGCUGUUGUAAAUAUCCAAAUGCUUCAACAAUGUCAGAGCAUUGGAUAUUAAAUAAGGAAUCUCUUAUAAAAUAUCUUGAGCAAGCACACAUCGGAGUGAAAGGACUUGUAAGAGACAUAGACGGUCAACCAGUAGAAGCAGCUUCUAUUGUUGUUGAUGGUAUAGAUCAUAAUAUUUCAACCACGCCCCGUGGAGAAUACUGGCGUUUGUUAUUGCCUGGAACUUACUUUAUUCGUGCAGAAGCAUGGGGAUAUCAACCAAGUGAACCAAUAAAUGUUACAGUAGAACCUGGCAAACCAACCAUUGUCAAUUUUACUUUAAAACAGGAUUCCUUUGAAGACCAAGGAAAAUUUAAUUUAGAUCAAGUUAUAGAAAUUAUAAGACCUAUAGAUGAAUAUGGAUUUUUUCACAAUACAACAUUCAAACAUCAUAAUUACAUAGCUAUGGAAAGAUAUCUGAAGGAACUGAAUGCAAAGUAUCCAAAUAUUACAAGACUAUAUAGUAUAGGAGAGUCUGUUAAAGGACGACAAUUGUAUGUAAUGGAAAUAACAGAAAAUCCUGGAGUACAUAGUCAAAAUAAACCGGAAGUAAAAUAUAUAGGAAAUAUGCAUGGAAACGAAGUGGUUGGCAGAGAAAUGUUAUUAUUGUUAUUAAGAUAUCUCUGUGAAAAUUAUGAAAGUAACGACAGAGUGACAAACAUACUUAAGAAUGUCAGAUUGCAUGUAUUACCAAGUAUGAAUCCUGAUGGCUAUGAACUUUCUAUAGAAGGAGACGUAUAUGGAGAACGGGGGAGAGCGAAUGCCAAGGGUGUUGAUCUCAAUAGAAAUUUUCCUGAUCAAUAUGAAACAAAUAAUUACAAUAGACAGCAAGAACCUGAAACAAAAGCAGUGAUGGAUUGGAUUGCAAAAAUUCCAUUUGUAUUGUCUGCUAAUUUCCAUGGAGGAGCAUUAGUAGCAAAUUAUCCAUAUGAUAACGGACCACAAACUGCAUCUAUUGCUCCAAAUAAAAGUCCAGAUGAUAAAGUUUUUAGAGCAUUAGCAUUAGCAUACUCGAAUGCUCACCCUCGUAUGCAUCUUGGAGAACCAUGCCCUCCAAUUUCAAAUACACGACUAAACAUGCAAAGUGUACUCGAGGAACGCUUUCCAAACGGAAUAACUAACGGGGCUGCGUGGUACCCUGUUAAUGGCGGCAUGCAAGAUUAUAAUUAUGUCCACAGCAACGAUUUUGAAAUCACAGUGGAAAUAGGAUGUACAAAAUUUCCGAAUGCAACUGAAUUACCAAAAUAUUGGUUGGAAAAUAGGGAACCAUUUUUACGUCUUAUUGAAAUGUCUCGCAAAGGUAUACACGGCGUAGUACGUUCGUCUAUUGGUACCCCCGUGCCUCGAGCUAAAAUAUCUGUGGAUGGAAUUAAACAUGAUAUCUAUACAGCUGAAGGUGGAGAUUAUUGGCGCCUUCUAGUCCCAGGAAAAUACGACGUUACGGUUAGCGCCGUAGGAUAUGAAUCCCAGGUGCAAAAUGUAAUUGUGCCAAGUGGUGAUAAUAUCGGUGAAGGAGAAACAACGUUGGAUUUCACACUAAUGCGAGAUGAUCCCCAACACUGGUCAUCUGCAUAUGAUUUUCGAUUAAGAGCAAAUCUACAGAAUGUUUAUUUAAAAAAUCCAGAGUUAAGUGCUAGAUUUAGUCAAUUAGAAAAUCACCAACCAAAUAUUGCAGAAUUUCAAGCUGGGGAUUCGUUAGUCAGUAUGGCCAUUCAUUCUUUAAAGAUAACGCAUAAUAUGGGAGCACCAGAAGAAAAUAAACUUCAUAUUGGUUUAAUUGGAGGAUUAUUUGCCUCGCAACCUGUGGGUAGAGAAAUUUUAUUACGAUUAGCAACCCAUAUUCUUAUGGGAAAUCAGCUUGGAGAUCCCCCUAUACAGAGGAUAUUGAAUAAUACUGUUUUACAUUUUGUUCCUGGUGUAGACCCAGGGUUUGAUAAUAUAAUAAAUACUAAAGAUUGUAAUCCUAUUGUGAGUGAUGAAAUAGGUAAAAAACUAUUACAAAAAGACGGCAUUAAUUCUGAUAAAACAAAUUUAAUUACUAAAGCGUUCAAAGAAAUGUUAGCUAACGAGAGGUACGAUGUAAUUAUUAUGUUGGGAAGUGGAGCGCUUAAAGUUAGUUACUCGGACAAUAAUUUAAACGUAUAUAAACGUCUUGCUGAAAAUUAUGAACAUUCGUUGCAUAAAGGAACAUGUAAUUUUCUUAGUAACGAAGUUAAAGAAGUACAAGAUUACAUUCAAAAUGAGUACAACAUACCCGUAAUAAACAUAAAUCUGUCUUGUUGUAAAUAUCCACCUGCAGAAUCUAUUCCAAUUAUUUGGCGAGAAAAUUUACUGCCACUGAUGAAACUUAUCCAAAGUUUAACAACUGGCAUUCGUAUAGUAGUAACAGAUGUCGAUAACAUUCCUUUGAGAGAAGCUGUUAUUAAGAUUGGAAUGAAAAGUUAUCAUGUUUCGAAGAACAUGGCCUAUUUUAAAGCUAUUCUUCUUCCUGGUGAAUAUAUAUUAACAAUAUCCGCUGAUGGUUAUGUGGAGCAGUCGAUAAAAGUUUAUGUGAAAGAUGAAAACAUAAUAGAUCUCAAUAUUAAAAUGAUCAAACGUCAUAUAGAUGGAAUAGAACAGCAAGCGUACAAUGCAGACCCAGAACCAAAUGUUGUGAAUCAAGUAUUAACUGAUUUGAAUGAUAAGCAUUCACAGUUAUCAAUUUUACAUACAAUUGGUAAAUCGAAGAAGGGGACUAGAAUAAUGUGUUUAGAAAUUGGAGCUGAGAAUAAUUAUAAACGAAUAGGCCGACCAUCUAUUGCUUUUGUGGCUGGUGUUUCAAACGGUGUACCCGUAACUGCCAAAGUUUUACUACAUUUUGCAACAUAUUUAUUAGAACAUUAUAAAAAAGAUAUUAGAAUUACAAAUUACGUAGAUAAAUAUACGAUAUAUAUUAUUCCUGAUUUAUCUCAAACAUCGAACGGUAAUCAAUCUUGUUCUUCAUCCAUUGUGGAUGAUUUACAAUUUCCCAUUAAUAAUGCAUUAACUAGUGAAGCAAGCACUAUAAUUAAUUGGUUUACAAAAGUUAAUACAAUGUUAGCAAUAAAUUUAAAUAUUGGUUCGCAACAUAUUGAAAUACCUUUUGCGGGAAAAUAUGGCAAAACAUCUGAAAAGGUAUAUAAAACUGACGAAGAUGAUAUAUUAGAAGAUCUGGCAUUAACAUAUGUAAAAAACAAUGUUCAUAUGACUUCUAAAAAUUCAUAUUGUGAUCAUAAUCUGAAUAUAAACACGAAUGGCUUCGUUUAUGCUGGAAAUGGUAUCAGUGGAAAGAGAGAACAUUCUUUAAUGGAUUAUCUUUAUUUAAAUACAAGUACAUUAAUGAUAGAUGCAUAUGUUACUUGCUGUAACACAGAUGAUUCGAGAAAUGUAUGGGAGGAUAAUAAAGCUAGUUUAUUAGCAAUAGUAGAAAAGCUAAACGAAGGAAUAAAAGGAUUUGUUCUUAAUCAAAAUAACGAACCAAUAGAAAAUGCUAUUUUGUCAUGCAACAAAUCGAUGCACCAAGUUAACAGUGGUAAAAAUGGAGUUUAUUGGCUUUUACUUCAAUCUGGUAGUCAUGUUAUAACUGCUAAAGCUCCUGGAUAUGUUCAGCAGACUAAAGUUUUUGCCACAACAGAUAUACAUGAUAUUGCAAAUUUAAUAUUUAAACUAAGAUACAAUGACAAGUUUCUGGGAAUGCCUAGAAUAGUUUUUAUUAUCCUUAUAAGUACCAUAUGUUUGGGUGUAAUUGCUUGCAGUGUUUUCAUUUGUGCAAAUUGUCAGUCUUUCGAACAACCACUAAAAAAUAGUCGAAAAGCAUAUACAUAUGGUUUACUUAAGGAUGGUACUAGUUUCUUUGAUGAUGAUGAAAAGGAAAUUGAAAUAUUUAGAAGACCGUUAACUGAUCAUAUGCAACAAAAUGAAGUUACAAAACCAUAUUUUGAUGAUGAUAAUAUGUCGAGUUCCGAUGAUGCUAGCGAUUUAGAAUUUAUUAGACCUGGUCAAGAGUGGGAAGAUAAAGUAUCCAUGGAAAAUAGAUAGUGCACUUGAUAAAUGGGAAGAUUUUACAUUAUACCUAAGCGACAUAAAAAAAAAAAAAAAAAAAAAUAGAA
This is a messenger RNA of Hylaeus volcanicus, 5360 nucleotides long. It is a transcript of the gene svr, whose product is annotated as carboxypeptidase D-like. Bases 262 to 5289 code for a protein of 1675 amino acids. The record is from RefSeq and is a predicted model, not a curated record. Gene Ontology annotation, biological process: proteolysis. NCBI's taxonomy places the organism in Eukaryota, Metazoa, Arthropoda, Insecta, Hymenoptera, Colletidae. Gene Ontology annotation, molecular function: zinc ion binding; metallocarboxypeptidase activity. The transcript has 15 exons.